GUCUGGAAAAUAUGGGAGGCUGGACGCAUGAAGGCAUUGGUCCUUGACCUCAACAGUCCAUUUUCUUUUGAAUCCGAACACAAGCAAUCGUUGAUAAACUACUUUGUCCACAACCUACACUCACAAAAUUUAUAUUUUAUUCGGUUUUUCAUAUGCGAGAUCUUUAACUUGUGCAAUGUAUUUCUUCAGAUUUAUUUUAUGGACCUGUUUCUUGAAGGUGAAUUUAGAACCUAUGGCUUAGAUGUGUUUAAAAUGAUUGAAAUGAAUCCUGAAGAUCGUAAUGAUGUAAUGUCUCGAGUGUUUCCUUUAGUCACCAAGUGUACRUUCAAUAAAUUCGGUCCUUCUGGAACCAUACAGAAACUKGACGGUAUGUGUAUAUUGUCACAAAACAAUCUUAACGAAAAAAUAUAUGUAUUUUUAUGGUUUUGGUUAUGGUUUGUUGCCAUAAUUAGCGUAUUAAACUUUGUAUAUCGCACACUUGUCAUUAUGGUCCCCUGUUUCCGUUUAUUUUUAUUGAGAUCAAAAACUGAUCGCUUUUCUUAUGAAAACUUAAAAACUUUAACYCAGAAAUUUUGGAUCGGUGAUUGGUUUGUCUUUUAUCAAUURUCUCAAAAUGUCAGCCCUGUAGUUUUCAGGGAGCUGGUAUCAGAAUUGACCGAAAAGUUUGAGGCAAAGGAUAAUGUGUAAU
Messenger RNA from Diuraphis noxia (Russian wheat aphid), 688 nucleotides. Its product is annotated as innexin inx2-like. Gene Ontology annotation, molecular function: gap junction channel activity. Gene Ontology annotation, cellular component: plasma membrane; gap junction. Lineage: Eukaryota; Metazoa; Arthropoda; Insecta; Hemiptera; Aphididae. The record is from RefSeq and is a predicted model, not a curated record. Gene Ontology annotation, biological process: phototransduction.